Prorocentrum cordatum is the source of this 435-nucleotide messenger RNA. The record is from the annotation of a GenBank genome assembly. Lineage: Eukaryota; Dinophyceae; Prorocentrales; Prorocentraceae.
AUGUGGUCCCGCAUCAUGGACAUGGCCGUGAAGACUCUGCUGUCUGUGGAGCCGUUCAUUUGUGCCAAGACCCGGCAUCUGAUGCACAACCGUUCGAAUUGCUUCGAGGUGUACGGCUUCGACGCCAUUGUCGACGAGGAUUUAAAGCCUUGGCUCCUGGAAGUGAACCUUAGCCCCAGCAUGCAGGCGGAGUCGCCGCUCGACUGGCAAAUUAAGUCUUCCCUCCUCACGACGUCUUCAACCUGGUCGGCGUGUGCCAGAAGGACAACGCCAUGGCCCUCUGCGCGCGCAUCCGGGCGCCCGCCACCGGCGUGCAGCUCCACCCGAGCCUGCCGCGGCCCCGCAGGGCCGAGGCCGCGCCGCGGGCCCAGGCCCAGGCAGGCCAGGAGGCAGGCCAGGAGGCCGAGCCGGACGGUUCUGGACCGCUCGGGCUGA